Penicillium antarcticum is the source of this 2433-nucleotide messenger RNA. Its product is annotated as DNA replication licensing factor MCM7. The transcript is spliced from 4 exons. Gene Ontology annotation, biological process: DNA replication initiation; DNA replication; double-strand break repair via break-induced replication. Gene Ontology annotation, cellular component: nucleus; MCM complex. NCBI's taxonomy places the organism in Eukaryota, Fungi, Ascomycota, Eurotiomycetes, Eurotiales, Aspergillaceae. Gene Ontology annotation, molecular function: single-stranded DNA binding; ATP binding; single-stranded DNA helicase activity. The record is from RefSeq and is a predicted model, not a curated record. Bases 1 to 2433 code for a protein of 810 amino acids.
AUGCACAAUGUCGCUCCUUCAAUACCACCCCCCGUUGAUUAUGCUGCACAAUUGGAUGGCUUUAAGGACUUCUUGAAGGGGUUCAAGACCUUCCAAUCUUCCUCGGAAGCUGCUGCGACUGAGGCUCUGGAGGAUCUGAACAUCGACGAAGGCCGGACCAGUGAUGAAUAUGAUUUCAUGGAUGAUGCCGAUGAGACGGGCGCCAACACUCGAUCAAGCAGGCGCCGGGAGCCGAAGCUCAAGUAUAUGCAGAUUCUGCAAGAUGUCGCAAACAGAGACAAGUCCAACAUCCUAAUCGAGUUGGAUGAUCUCGCGGUGUUUGAAAAAUCCCUUCCCGGCGAUGUCGACCUCAAAUUGGUCGAGUCAAUUGAAAAGAACACCAAGCGCUAUAUCGACGUUAUUUCUCAAGCGGUUGACAAUAUUAUGCCCAGGGAAACGAAGGAUGUUACGUUUAAAGAUGAUGUGCUUGAUGUGAUCAUGUCCCAGCGUGAAAAGCGCAACGAAACAAUGGAACUAGCUAUGGAGGCCGACAUGGAAGCUGCCGCCAACCCCUCAUCGAUGUUCCCCCCGGAGCUCACUCGCAGAUACACCCUCAACUUCAAGCCCCUCACCCCUUCAGGCUCUAGUGUUGAGUCCAAAGCCAUGGCCGUCCGCAGCGUGCGUGGUGAGCACCUGGGUAGCUUGAUCACUGUGCGCGGUAUUACCACCCGUGUCUCCGAUGUCAAGCCCGCUGUUCAAAUCAACGCCUACACUUGCGAUCGCUGUGGAUGCGAAGUCUUCCAGCCCGUCACCACGAAGCAGUUCCUUCCCUUGUCCGAGUGUCUGUCGGAGGAAUGCAAGAAGAACAACUCCAAGGGACAGCUCUUCCUCUCAACUCGUGCUUCCAAGUUCGUUCCCUUCCAGGAAGUUAAGAUCCAGGAGAUGGCCGACCAAGUCCCCGUAGGCCACAUUCCUCGCACUCUGACUAUUCACUGCCAUGGUGCUCUCACUCGUCAAUUGAACCCUGGCGAUGUCGUUGACAUUGCUGGAAUCUUCCUGCCCACUCCCUACACCGGUUUCAGAGCUAUCCGCGCUGGCCUACUUACCGACACUUAUCUGGAGGCUCAGCACAUUACCCAGCACAAGAAGUCCUACAACGACAUGGGCAUGGAUAGCCGGACUCUACGCAAGAUUGAACAGCAUCAGCGUUCCGGUAACAUGUACGAGUACCUUUCUCGCUCGAUUGCACCCGAAAUUUACGGACACCUCGAUGUCAAGAAGGCAUUGCUCUUGUUGUUGAUUGGUGGUGUCACAAAGGAGAUGGGUGACGGCAUGCACAUUCGUGGUGACAUUAACAUUUGUCUGAUGGGUGACCCCGGUGUUGCCAAAUCCCAACUGCUUCGAUACAUAACCAAGGUCGCCCCUCGCGGUGUGUACACUACCGGACGAGGAAGCAGUGGUGUCGGUCUUACUGCUGCGGUCAUGAGAGAUCCCGUCACCGACGAGAUGAUGCUGGAGGGAGGUGCUCUUGUUCUUGCCGACAACGGAAUCUGCUGUAUUGAUGAGUUUGACAAGAUGGAGGACUCAGACCGGACAGCUAUUCACGAAGUGAUGGAGCAGCAAACCAUCUCCAUUUCCAAGGCCGGAAUCAACACCACUCUUAACGCUCGCACUUCCAUUCUGGCAGCAGCUAACCCGCUGUACGGUCGAUACAACCCCCGCUUGUCGCCCGUUGAGAACAUCAACCUUCCCGCAGCUUUGCUGUCUCGUUUCGAUGUGAUGUUCUUGCUCCUUGAUACUCCAUCCCGCGAGGGUGAUGAGGAACUCGCCAACCACGUAACCUACGUUCACAUGCACAACAAGCACCCCGAGACCGAAGACUCUGGCGUGAUGUUCACUCCUCACGAAGUCCGCCAGUACAUCGCCAAGGCUCGCUCAUUCCGCCCUGUUGUACCUUCCAACGUUUCCGACUACAUGGUUGGCGCCUACGUAGCCAUGCGCAAGCGUCAAAAGGUCGACGAAUCCAAGAAGAGACAGUUCUCUCACGUCACCCCUCGUACUCUGCUCGGUAUUGUUCGUCUAUCUCAGGCCCUUGCUCGUCUUCGUUUCAGUGAGGUGGUUGUCCGUGAGGAUGUCGAUGAGGCUCUACGUCUCAUUGAGAUCUCCAAGGCUUCCCUGUACAACGAUGGCGAGUCUGGUGCCGACAACACUCCUUCCAGCAAGAUCUACAACUUGAUCCGUAGCAUGAAGGAGAGUGGUGCCGCCGCCGUUGGUGAUGGCGAGGAGGGUGAGAUGAGCAUGAGACGUAUCCGCGAAAGAGUGUUGGCCCGUGGCUUCACCGAGGACAACCUCACCAUGACUAUCGAUGAGUACGCCGCUAUGGACCUCUGGCAAGUCACUGGCAACGGCACACGUCUGCUCUUCACCGAAGUUGAUGCUGAUAUGGGCAUGUAA